Messenger RNA from Juglans microcarpa x Juglans regia, 1683 nucleotides. RefSeq names its product selenium-binding protein 2-like. NCBI's taxonomy places the organism in Eukaryota, Viridiplantae, Streptophyta, Magnoliopsida, Fagales, Juglandaceae. Gene Ontology annotation, molecular function: selenium binding. The record is from RefSeq and is a predicted model, not a curated record.
UGUGUACCAUCAUCGAUGGCGACAGAUGCGGUGGUGUUGAAACACGGAGCGGGGGAGAAGGAUGCGCACACGGGCGCGUGCUGCCAUACAGGGCCCGGGUACGCCACCCCGCUGGAGGCCAUGUCUGGUCCCAGAGAAGCUCUGAUCUAUGUCACUUGCGUUUACGCUGGAACAGGAAGAGAGAAGCCUGAUUACCUGGCCACGGUGGACAUAGAUCCAAGCUCUCCUACUUAUUCAAAAGUUAUCAACAGGUUGCGCGUGCCAUAUAUAGGUGAUGAACUACAUCAUUCAGGGUGGAAUGCAUGUAGUUCUUGCCAUGGAGAUCCAUCGGCAGACCGGCGUUUUCUCAUCCUACCUUCACUUGUAUCUGGUCGCAUAUAUGUGAUUGACACUAAAACCAAUCCAAAAGCUCCGGCCUUGCAUAAAGUUGUUGAGCCCGAAGAUAUUGUUCAGAAGACUGGUUUAGCUUAUCCACACACAUCCCAUUGCCUUGCUUCUGGAGACAUAAUGGUUUCAUGUCUUGGAGAUAAAGAUGGAAAUGCUGCAGGGAAUGGCUUUCUUCUACUUGAUUCUGAAUUUAAUGUGAAAGGAAGGUGGGAGAAACCAGGGAAUACUCCACUGUUUGGCUAUGAUUUCUGGUACCAACCACGACACAAAACCAUGAUAAGCUCAUCAUGGGGUGCCCCUGCUGCUUUCACUAAAGGUUUCAACCUUCAACAUGUUUCUGAUGGUUUGUAUGGGAGGCAUCUGCAUGUGUACAGCUGGCCUGGGGGCGAACUGAGACAAAUAAUGGAUCUUGGCAACACAGGGCUCUUACCUUUGGAGAUAAGGUUCUUGCAUGAUCCUUCAAAAGACACAGGAUUUGUUGGGUGUGCCUUGACAAGUAACAUGGUGCGAUUUUUCAAGACCCAAGAUGGCUCAUGGAGCCAUGAGGUUGCAAUAUCAGUGAAGCCAUUGAAGGUGCAAAACUGGAUUCUUCCAGAAAUGCCUGGGCUUAUUACUGAUUUUCUGAUCUCUCUUGAUGAUCGUUUUCUGUACUUCGUGAACUGGCUUCAUGGGGAUGUGAGGCAGUAUAACAUUGAGGAGCCUAAGAAUCCUGUAUUGACAGGACAGGUGUGGGUUGGGGGACUCUUACAGAAGGGCAGCCCAAUAGUCGCUGAGGGAGAAGAUGGUAAAACAAGGCAGUUUGAUGUGCCAGAGAUCAAGGGAAAGAGAUUGAAAGGAGGACCUCAAAUGAUCCAGUUAAGUUUAGAUGGGAAGCGGCUAUAUGUCACCAACUCACUCUUUAGCACAUGGGAUCGUCAGUUUUAUCCUGAGCUUGUGGAGAAGGGAUCUCACAUGUUACAGCUUGAUGUCAACACUGACAAAGGUGGCCUAACAAUAAACCCGAGAUUUUUCGUGGAUUUUGGAGAUGAACCUGAUGGUCCUUCACUUGCCCACGAGAUGAGAUAUCCUGGUGGUGACUGCACUUCAGAUAUAUGGAUUUGAGCAACUGAUCCUUUCUAUACCAAUGAAGGCUAAUCUCUUAACAUAUAAUAGGAUACAGUGAUAUGUCUUCAAUGGAGCAUUUGGGGGCAGGAUAGUCUUCAAUGGAUGAAUAAUAAUGUCUGCACUUUCAGUCAAUACAUAUUAUCCAACUCUCUUAUCUGCUGUGAAAGAAAUAAACAGAUAAUUAUGUCAUCA